Fusarium pseudograminearum CS3096 is the source of this 1521-nucleotide messenger RNA. RefSeq lists its product as uncharacterized. The transcript has 6 exons. Gene Ontology annotation, molecular function: L-histidine transmembrane transporter activity; L-arginine transmembrane transporter activity; L-glutamate transmembrane transporter activity. Bases 1 to 1521 code for a protein of 506 amino acids. Gene Ontology annotation, cellular component: fungal-type vacuole membrane. NCBI's taxonomy places the organism in Eukaryota, Fungi, Ascomycota, Sordariomycetes, Hypocreales, Nectriaceae. The record is from RefSeq and is a predicted model, not a curated record. Gene Ontology annotation, biological process: amino acid transmembrane transport.
AUGUCAAGACCUCGACGUCGCGGUCAUAAGGAUGGCGGCCAUGGCGGCCAAGCCACCACGCUCAGCAGUGUCGUAAACCUGCUAAACACAAGCUUUCAAGUUGUCGGAGCUGGCACCCUUGCCAUGCCCUCUGUUAUGUCCCAUAUGGGAAUCAUGCUCGGCGUAAUCCUCAUCAUAUGGUCUGGAUUGACCGCUGCUUUCGGCCUUUAUCUUCAGUCUCGAUGCGCCCGAUAUCUCGAACGAGGAACGGCCUCCUUCUUUGCCCUGUCGCAAAUCACAUAUCCCAACGCUGCCGUUAUCUUCGAUGCUGCAAUCGCGAUCAAGUGUUUUGGAGUCGGUGUAUCAUACAUGAUUAUUAUUGGGGAUCUCAUGCCUGGUGUGGUGUUGGGUUUCUUGAGCAAUGCUAAUAGCGCUCCGUAUCUGGUUGAUCGCAACUUUUGGAUCACUGCGUUUAUGCUCCUUAUUAUCCCCCUCAGCUUCUUGCGGAGGUUGGAUUCACUAAAGUACACCAGCAUUGUUGCAUUGGUGUCUAUUGGGUAUUUGAUUGUCUUGGUGAUUUAUCACUUUGCAUCUGAUAAGCAUGCCGACCCAGGUAGCAUCAGGGUAAUCCAAUGGGGCGGAGCCAUCGAGACACUGAGCGCUCUACCUGUUGUGGUCUUUGCCUACACUUGUCACCAAAACAUGUUCUCCAUUCUGAACGAAUUAAAGGACAAUUCUCCUAGGAGUGUUGUCGGAGUCAUUGGCACCAGCAUUGGAUCUGCUUCCUCCAUUUAUAUUGUUGUAGCUAUUACUGGCUACCUUACCUUCGGAAAUGCCGUUGUUGGAAACAUCGUGUCGAUGUACCCUACUGGAGCUGCUUCGACAAUCGGCAAGGCAGCUAUUGUUGUCCUUGUUACUUUCUCGGUUCCUUUGCAAGUGCACCCAUGCCGAGCUUCAUUGGACGCUGUUCUGAAGUGGCGACCAAACCGCAACUCAUCCAACAAUGGCCGAACUGCAACACCGUUGCUGCCUGCAUCUCCACCUGGAGACCACGGGAGCACUGCUCCCAUGUCUGACCUUCGUUUCGCAGUCAUCACCACCUUUAUUCUUACUUUCGCCUACAUGACUGCUCUCUCGGUCACCAGUCUUGAUCGUGUCUUGGCCUUUGUUGGCAGCACAGGAUCAACCUCUAUUAGUUUCAUCCUUCCCGGCCUCUUCUACUACAAGAUCAGCAACCCAGACAGUACCUAUCAUCAACGAUUGGUCAAGGAAGACGAUGAUAUCGACGAAGACUCUUCCACUUCUGACGUUGAAGAAUCUGCUGCUCUGGCCCAAAGCACAACCAGUGUUCGCAGUGGUGCGAGCGUCGUUAGCAAUGCCAGCACUCGUAGCAACCGAAACUCCUGGCGGUGGCGACGCAAGUGGCGCUGGGAUCUCGAACAUAUUGAACACCACCAUCUACGCAGAAUGGCACUUGCUCUCGCCAUCUAUGGAGCCGUUGUCAUGUCUACAUGGUAUUGGGUAGCGCUUCAAUACAAAUAG